Messenger RNA from Trachemys scripta elegans, 1933 nucleotides. RefSeq names its product E3 ubiquitin-protein ligase TRIM7-like. The transcript is spliced from 3 exons. Gene Ontology annotation, molecular function: protein binding. Bases 638 to 1219 code for a protein of 193 amino acids. The record is from RefSeq and is a predicted model, not a curated record. NCBI's taxonomy places the organism in Eukaryota, Metazoa, Chordata, Testudines, Emydidae.
ACCACCAGUGCCAGGGACAGGAGAGAACCCAGGAGUCCUGGCUCCCAGCCCCCCUGCUCUAACCCACUAGACCCCACUCCCCUCCCAGAGCCAGGGAGAGAACCCAGGAGUCCUGACUGUUACUGCUGCCUCCACGCCCAGAGGCAUAAGCCGCAGCUAUCUCAGCACAGGGGAUUAGCUGUCUCCUGGGUUGCCAUGUCCCGAUCGAGCGCGAUUAGAAGUGACCUGUGACUGGGAUGAAAGUCCGCUCUCCUCGUCGCGUUGCACUUUGAGUUGUUUUCCAGGCUGCUGGCCUGGCAGCCCCCUCGGAAGGAAGAGGACCGAACCCAGCAGGGUGGGAGAUUGCCUGGCCUCCAGCCCCGAACCUUAUUCCAACUGUCCAGCACUGCUGAGGGCAAGGCCAGGCACCCAGCCCCAUCUCGGCAGGCACUUCAGCGGCUGGGAACACUUGGGGAUUGGAGAAGCAGCCCCCGAAGGAUCUGUAUGGGCCAGGAGGGGACAGGCAGGUUCAUUCCACAGCGGCGGAGAUUCUCCUCCAAGGAUCCACUCCGGAGAGCAUUUAGCGCCUGAGCCGGAGGCUGGUUGGUCACUGCAGAUCCCACAUCCCCCUUUGGCUGCCCACGUCCUAGCCGUCCUCAUGGGCUCCGACUCCCUGCUGGGUUACCCCAAGAUGAAGGUCUACAGAGAAAAAGAGGAUGUCACUCUGGACCCAGACACAGCUCACCCCAGUCUGACCCUUUCCAAGGACCGGAGAAGUGUGACAGCCACAAACACAAGGCUGGCUCUGGCCAAUGACCCGGGGAGAUUCGACGUUUACUCCUGCGUGCUGGGCUCUGCUGGCUACAUAUCAGGGAUGCAUUACUGGGACGUGGAGGUGGCCGGCACAGGGGGCUGGGCUCUGGGUGUCACCAGGGAGUCCGCCAGCAGGAAGGGAUGGUUCAAUUUCAGUCCCGAGCAAGGCACCUGGGCUAUCCAGCUUUCCGUGGGCCAGUACCGGGAAGUCACCGCAGAAUGGAGCCCGCUGGACCCGCCCCAGAGCCCCAGCAAGAUCAGAGUGUAUUUGGACUAUGAAGGAGGGGUUGUGUGCUUCUAUGAUGCAGACACCAUGGCCCCCAUCCACGCCUUCAGCUCCUCUUUCAAGGGGAAGAUCUACCCGUUCUUCUGGGUCUGGUCUGUAGGGACUUCCCUUAGACUCUGUCCCCCCGCAACUCUCCAAUAACUGAGGGCACGGUCUCGAGGCUGCUGACUUUUCGAUGGACAUUGGAUAGUGUUUUGUCUCAGCCGGAGAUUGAAGUGUGAACACCGUAACGCGUCUGGAUUUUAGCCUAUGCAGGGCUGGCUCCAGGUACCAGCCGACCAAGCAUGUGCUUGGGGCGGCAUCUUAGAAGGGGCAGCCAAUGUUGGGGUGGCGGGGGGGCACUCGCGGUGUUUUUGUUUUUUGUUCAGCGGGGCGGCGCUCGAGGGUUUUUUUUGUUUGUUUUGGCCGGGCAGCCCGGGGAGUGUUUCAGCGGCGCGGCACUGGGGGGCGGGGGGGAUCUGGGCGGCCCGGCGUGGCGCGGCGCACCGGGGGUUGGGCGGCCCGUCCCAGCGCUCGGGCGGGGGAGCGGGGAUUUGGCUGGCCCGGACCUCUGGGGGUUUGGGCGGCCCGGCCCGGCGCUCCGGAGGGUUGGGGGUUUGGGCAGCCCAGCCCGGCACUCAGGCAGGGGUUUCGGCGGCCCGGCGCGGCACUGGGGGGAGGUUGGCAGCGCAGCGCUCGGGGGGGGGCUGUUACAGCGGGGCGGCGCUCUUCUUUUUUGCCUGGGACGGCAAAAAAGUUAGAGCCGGCCCUGAGCCUAUGAGGCAGCAUCUCCCAUAAACACCUCUGUUCUGCCUGCCACACUGCCCCUUGUGCAUGAAUGGGAAAUGCUCCCUAAUAAAACUCAAUCAGCUGUUA